Messenger RNA from Angiostrongylus costaricensis, 1974 nucleotides. The record is from the annotation of a GenBank genome assembly. NCBI's taxonomy places the organism in Eukaryota, Metazoa, Nematoda, Chromadorea, Rhabditida, Metastrongylidae.
AUGUCGACUCUAACAGCAUCGGAGCAGGAAGAGCAGAGAAAAAUCGUGGAAACUUUCCAGAAACUUCGAGAACAGCAACAGGAAAUCGCUCAGGAGAUUACUCGGAUAGAAGAAGAGAAGCGUGAGUUCGGUGAUCGUAACUGUUUAAGGCGAGUGAUAGAGCUGUUAAGAGAGUUGAAUGGGGAUCAGAGAUGUUUCCGACUGAUCAGUGACACCCUAGUUGAGUAUUCGGUCAAGGAUUGUAUACCAGUGCUGGAAAAGAACCUUCUUAAUGUAAUACUCUUAGACUUCGAUUUAUUUUACUACUAUGACACUAUGACUUCUGUUUGCGACACCAUACUUUCUUCAGACGAGGAAGAACAAAAGCCCGAGUUCGUUGGAGACGCUUCUGUGUCAAAUGAUCAAGUGGGAGACGCUGAAAGUGAUAGUAGUGGCGAAUCGGAAGUUGAAGAGGGUGAAGAACUGAAUCAACUGCGUAAAUUGGUAGCACCCGUGUCCGACAUAUCCUCGACAAAAUCGUUUUCGCAAUUAGGUGUGACUUCUUGGCUUAUUCAGCAGCUUAACGUAAUGAGAGUCUUCAGGCCUACACCAGUCCAGAUCAACUGUAUACCUCAAGUUCUUAAUGGUAAUGACGUUCUUGGUUGUGCGAAGACAGGCACUGGGAAAACCCUUGCAUUUGUUCUUCCUAUUCUUCAGAAGGUUGCUGUUGAUCCAUAUGGUAUAUUUGCACUCAUCCUAACACCAACUCGGGAGCUUGCUUCACAAAUAGUCGACCAAUUCGUUGCAUUCGGAAAGCCGAUUGCUCUUAAAGUAUCUCUUAUCACUGGAGGAAGAAGCUUGGUGCAUCAAGCGAGUGAGCUAAUGGCUUGUCCACAUAUAGUAGUUGCUACUCCAGGUAGACUUGCUGACCACAUUGAAAGUAACACUGAAGGACUAGGCCAACUAUUCAAUUCCUUGUCCUUGACGAGGCGGACCGGAUGCUUGAUGGCCAAUAUGCUUAAGUCUAUCUUGUUUUCUCUACCUAAACAACGUCAAACGCUCCUCUUUUCUGCAACUAUAACUAGUGCAAUAACAAAGCUUCACUCAGUAUCCGUGAAAAAACCGUACUUCUUUGAAGAUAAACAAGAGGUUGCUACCGUCGAACGGCUUGAGCAGAAGUUUGUGUUAUGUCCAUUUGCUGUGAAAGACGCUUACCUUGUCUACGUUGUAAAGAACUUCUGCGAGCGAAAUGAGAACAGUUCAGUGAUUGUGUUUGCACAAACAUGUCGAGAGUGCCAAGCAUUGGUGUACAUGUUCGAUGCACUCGGUUUUAAGGUUGGUUCACUUCAUUCUCAAAUUCCACAACGUCUUCGUAAUGCGACACUGGCAUCGUUCCGAUCAAAGACACUCCGUAUAUUAAUCUGUACUGAUGUUGCUUCUCGAGGGCUUGAUAUACCUCAUUGGUUCCUACCAGAACUGUUAAAGGUUGACUUAGUGGUGAAUCAUAAUGUUCCAAAGUCUCCGAAAACCUACGUUCAUAGAGUUGGUCGUUCAGCUCGAGCAGGAAGAUACGGCUCAGCUCUAACAUUCGUUACCCAGUACGAUGUGGUUCUUUUUCAAGCAGUAGAACAGUUGAUUGGGAUGAAAUUAGAAGAGCUUAAGGUGAGUGAUCAGAAGGUUACUCGUUAUGUCACGAAAGUACUUGUGGCCAAGCGCGAAGCAGAGCUAAGACUAGAACAAAACAAUUUUGGUGAACAGAAAGAGGCAAACCUACGCAAAGAUCUGCUAAUGAGUGGUGUUCCUGAAGAUGAGGUAAGUGUGCUGGUACCCUUCCUCGAUCUCGAUGUGGUGACAAUUUUGAGGUUUCAGGUGGAUAAACGUAUUGAGGAUAUGAAACAACCGCGACGUAAACGCAAAAAUAUGAAAAGUGUCGACAGAAAAACAGCCAUUGGAGGUGAAAGAAUUAAGAAGCGGACUAAAACAGUGAUAGGCUGA